Athene cunicularia (burrowing owl) is the source of this 7724-nucleotide messenger RNA. It is a transcript of the gene INPP4B, whose product is annotated as inositol polyphosphate-4-phosphatase type II B. Gene Ontology annotation, molecular function: phosphatidylinositol-3,4-bisphosphate 4-phosphatase activity. Gene Ontology annotation, cellular component: cytoplasm. The record is from RefSeq and is a predicted model, not a curated record. Lineage: Eukaryota; Metazoa; Chordata; Aves; Strigiformes; Strigidae. The coding region runs from base 198 to 3356 and encodes 1052 amino acids. The transcript is spliced from 27 exons.
GGAAACUUCUCUGGAAUAGAGUCGCUGAAUUUAUGUAAGCCAGGACAGUUUUCUUCCCUAAUCAUCUGAUCACCUGUUAAUUAUUUUAAAGUGGACCUUCAUAUCUGCUGCCUAGAUUUUGCUCACCUUCAACAAACUAACUAUCAUCAUUGUCCUCCUCCAUCUUAUUCAUCUUCAUCCUCUUCCCUGGCAACCCCAUGAGAUUCAAUGCUAAAGAUCUGGCUUUGCUGGCCAGGCGACCAUCAGGUUGUUUUGACAAGGAAGGAAGACUGAAGAUUUGCAGAGUGGUCGGGGAUGAAAAAUUAAUAGAACCGAGAGAGAGAUGGUGCCGACUAAAAGGAAAUCUGCUUUUUCUAAUGAAAAAUAAGAGUUUUGAAGCCUCUGAAGUGGUAAUCCUGGAGCGCUGCUGGGUUGUGGAGUUCAGGAGUAAAACAGAUGUUUCAAUAGUUCUCAAGUUUCAGAGCGGAGAACCGGAUCUUUACCUUGAAGCUGCAUCUAAGCCAGAUUGCGAAUCUUGGGCUGUGGCACUGGGAGAGGCAAACUCGGAAGGUUUGCAGAAUAAAAUUCAGCAGCUCCGAAGGCUGAUCAUGGAAAUCAAAGAGGAGAGAUCGUCAGAUGAAGCACGGCAGUUUCUCCCGUCAUCCCAGGUAGACAGUCUAGGAGAGCUACAGUUUACGAGUAUUCAGAGAAUUGCAAAUGAGCCAAAGCUGGAGUUCAGUCUUGCAUGCAAGGAUCUAGUGGCUGCUACCCGUGAUCGGAAGCUGAAUACGUUUAUACAAGUCUCGGUGGUACACCCAGCAGAGCACAUUUUGACGAGGUAUUCAAGCACUGAAAUCGUGGAGGGUACAAGAGAUCCACUGUUUUUGACUGGUGUGACAUUCCCACCGGAAUACCCCAUCUAUGAGGAGACUAAAAUAAAACUAACAGUCUAUGAUGUCAAAGAUAAGUCUCAAGACACGGUCCGCACCAGUGUCCUACCUGAUCACAAGGAGGCAAGAGCAGAUGUUGGACGAAGCUUCCUGGGCUGUACAACUUUUAGAGUAGGAGACUUGGUGAAGUCAAAGGAGCAACAGUUGACCCUUACCCUCAAGACUUCUGAUGGUGGAAAGACGGUUGGUACCAUUGAAGUCAGUCUUGUGAAGAUGGGAGAGCUAGAGGAUGGGGAAACAGAGCACAUCACAACAGACGCCCAGGAUCAAAAGUGUGCAUUGGUUCGUGAAUGUACAGUCACUGAAGGCAUAAGUGGAAAAGACAACCUGCCUUCAUUAAAUGCAGUGUUAAAAAACCCAAUCUGCAAGUUAUAUAGAUUCCCUACUUCUGACAACAAGUGGAUGCGAAUCCGGGAACAGAUGGCUGAGACCACCCUCUCUUUCCAUGUUCCUAAAGAACUGAUCAAUCUGCACAUAAAGGAGGAUAUGAGAAGGAAUCAGGAACUUAAAGACUUGGGAGAACUUGCUCCUCACUGGGACAAUAUGCGCAGGAGUGUUAUUGCUCACUGUGAUCAGAUGUUGAGCAUGUACCAAGAUACUCUUGCAGAGCUUGGGAAGCAUACAGGUUCUUCCUUCAAAUCAAGCUGUAGCAAAGGAGAAAAAACAUUAGAAUUCAUCCCAAUUAAUCUUCAUCUGCAAAGAAUGCACGUGCAUAGUCCUCGAUUGAAAGAUGCUCUGUACGAUGUCAUCACUGUGGGAGCCCCGGCAGCACAUUUCCAAGGGUUUAAGAAUGGUGGUCUCCGAAAACUACUGAGUAAAUUUGAGGCAGAAAGACGAAAUACUGGAUAUCAGUGUAUUUACUAUUCACCUGAAAACACAGCCAAGGCAAAAGAAGUUCUCAGCAACAUCAAUAAUCUACAACCUCUCAUAUCAAGCCAUGCAGACCUGCUGCUAAAUUCUGCAAGCCAGCAUUCUCCAGACAGCUUGAAGAAUUCUUUAAAGAUGCUUUCAGAAAAAACAGAGUUAUUUGUGCAUGCAUUUAAGGAUCAGCUGGUCAGAAGUGCCCUUUUAGCACUAUACACAGCCCGGCCUGGCUGUGUCCUCAAGAAACCAGCUGUGCCUAGAAACACUGCAGAAGAGGGGGAUGAUUUACAGCAUCAGGAUCAUCCUUCUCAGAUUAAAAGGCAAGACUCUAUACCCCAUCAUUCUGAGUAUGAUGAGGAAGAAUGGGACAGGGUGUGGGCCAAUGUGGGAAAGAGUUUAAACUGCGUUAUUGCCAUGGUGGACAGACUGCUUGAAAAAGACAACAUCAGCAACAUUAAAGAGGGUGAAAAUGACCCAUCAGCAGCAGAUUGCAAGGUGUUGCAUACAGGUGACUGGUAUGAACAGCUUUAUCCCCUGGUGAUUACACUGAAGGACUGCAUGGGAGAGGUGGUGACCAGGGCGAAGCAGUCGAUGGCAUUUGUUCUGCUUCAGGAACUUGCCUGUGGUUUGCCACAAUGUUUGAUGCUGACCCUGAGAAGAGACAUCGUCUUUAGUCAAGCACUCGCUGGAUUGGUCUGUGGGUUUAUAAUCAAAUUGCACACAGGUUUACAUGAUCAAGGAUUUUUACAACAGCUUCAUACUGUUGGAUUGCUUGUGCAAUAUGAAGGACUCCUUAGUACUUAUAGUGAAGAAGCAGGGAUGCUGGAAGACAUGGCUGUGGGAAUUUCAGAUUUGCAGAAAGUAAUGUUUAAAGUCAUUGAAGCCAAAUCAGAAGAUUUUUUGCCUAUUAUAACUGGAAGACGUGAACAUUACAUUAUAGAGGUCCAGCUUCCGGCAAAGAUGUUUGAGUUGCUGCCACAAGAGAUUAAAGAAGGAAAGCUACUUCGCAUGUAUCCAGUACUCUUUAAUGUUGGAAUCAAUGAACAGCAAACACUUGCAGAGAGGUUUGGAGAUACCACUUUGCAGGAAAACAUUAACCAGGAAAACUUAGAACUUCUAAAAGAAUAUUACAAGCUGUUUACGGAAAAAAUGCCUCCUGACUGUCUACCACAUUUUCAAGAACAAAAUGAUUUAAAGGGAUUGCUUGAAAAUCUCCAUCAAAAUAUCCAGGCCAAAAAGAGAAAGAAUGUAGAAAUCAUGUGGCUGGCUGCGACGAUCUGCCGUAAGCUGAAUGGAGUCCGUUUCACCUGUUGCAAAAGUGCCAAAGACCGGACAUCCAUGUCAGUGACGCUGGAGCAGUGCUCCAUCUUGAGGGACGAGCAUCAGCUUCACAAAGACUUCUUUAUUCGGGCGCUGGAUUGUAUGAGAAGAGAAGGAUGCCGCAUAGAGAAUGUACUGAAGAAUGUCAAAUGCAGAAAGUAUGCAUUCAACAUGAUACAGCUGAUGGCUUUCCCAAAGUACUACAGACCUCCAGAAGGGACAUAUGGAAAAGCUGACACCUAAGUUUAACAAAAGUGUAAUCAGGAACAUACAUCACGCUAAUUAGUGCAUAUAAAAAUUGCUGUUUAUGACUUAUUGGGAAUGUGUAACCAGUUGAGGUGUUAUUUUUAUCAGGUUUUAUCAUUUUACAUUAAAAUAACUCCAGUUAGUCAUUAUGAAAUAAAAUAUCAUGAAAAAGCAAUGGACUGAAUCUUCUCAAAGCCAAAUAUAUUCAACUUUUCUUUGUGAAGUUGAAGCUUAGUCUGACUCAUCAGCCAGCUGGAAUUAGUUUUUUGGGUCGUUUGAUCAAAGAUUAAAAAGGGAAAUGUCGUUUGCUGUAGGAACUGAGGUUAGCAAUGUGGAAGCUGGCAUUCUGACUCCAAACCAAAACCUUGAGAUUUGAUUUAAGGGGUUUCUUACUGCAGGAAAUAGUGUUUUAUGGAACCAGCAUAGCACCAAGGUUUUGAUCACUGGUGAUUAAAUUCUGCACAGAAGUGUUUAUGAAAGAUGCUAAUGUUAAUACCUGGGCUAAAUAUAAUUUUGGUAAUUACAUUUAGCUUCUUUACAUAAGCAUGGUAACUUCAUAAUGGUUUUAGUAAUUACAGCCUGUAAUUUCAGUAAUUCCAUUCUGUUUCCUUGCAGUUCAUUUGGAUGUAUCCUUCUUAGGUUUCUGUACCACAGCCAAAUACCACAUAUUUCACUUUCACAUAAAUCACACUGAAAUCAAGGGGAUUAAUUCUUCAAGUAAGGUGACCUGAAUUUGACUUGUCAUGUUCCCAUUUACUGUAAACCCUUAAAACUAAAUUUUCUUUAAUGUUACAAAAAUGAGUUGUACAUACAGAAGCUAAUGUAUCUUUAGGCUAUAAAAACAUGUAUGUUUUUACAGAGCCUAAGAUAAAUGUUAUAAUUAUGAGUAACCUGCUGUAUUAGGACUAGUUAGCCACUGCAGCUGAUUUAUAUCAAAUUUGUAAAGCUGCAUGUAGACACUCUAGGAUGAAGAACUAUCAGCUUUAAAAAUGAAUGUUAAUGCUUCUGCCAGCUUGUGUUAGUUCUGAAAUUUGUCUUGCAAAGAACAUUUGUGUUUUCUAAUUGUAUCUAUUUAUUGCCGCCUUCUGCCUCCCAGAGAGAAAUACAAUUAAAAAACCCCAAGUAUUUACUGGUUACUGACCUUUAUGUAAUGCAUUCAUUUUGAGGAAAAAAAUAUCUAGAGCAGAAGUGUGAGAUUUUACCCUAAUGAAACUGCACUGGGAAUUUGAGCAUCUGUAGGAAAUUGUAAUUGCCAUGGAUAUAGAAGUUAAUGUCUGCUUGCUCCUAUGGAAGUCAAAGAAAUCUUGAUCCACUGUGAGUUACAACUUGUUCUUUUUAAUCCAUUAAUGCUCAUUACUGAGUAUAAAUCUCUAACUAUCCUAGUAAAAAUACAUAUUUAAGAGCUGGAUCCUGCAAACUCUUAAUUGGGUGAUUACGUGGAAAUGAUCUAUCAUAUGAAUAAAAUUAAACCCAUCAUGUAUAUUUGCAAGAUCAGGCUCUGGAGCUUGUAGGAGAACAUCAGGAAGAGAUUCUCGUUCCAAUAUUCAUUGACUUCAGUGAAGCCAGGAAUCCACCUAUACAAUGUAUUUACCUGAAUAUUUGGCACUUUUUCCAAACUAAAGUGGGUAAUUUAAAUAGUGUUUUGGUGCAUUUGUUGUUUAUUUGUAUUAUAUAAUGUGCUAUCAUGAAUGACUUUUGUUCUUCUGGAAUGUAUUCCUUCAACAUCAGAUGUCAGAAGAGUUGCUAUUACAUCACAGAUAAUCUCAGACAGAUGAGAUGCCUUGAUUUUUUUUUUUUUUUUUUUUUUUUUUUCAUGUGCCAGUAGAAGUAGGCACUACUCAUUGGCUGGGCAGAUGUGUGAAUAAAUUUGUGUUUGGGUCUUUAACUAUAAUAUAGCUGAUCUGUACAAAACUUUUUUGUGGAUUUAUGGAACAUAUCUUCCUAGGAAAGUAACGUUCUGUUAGACUGCCACAGUAGCCCUUGCUAUCUGCCAUGUUUAUUAUUAGCUUAAAAAAACUCAUUACAGUUUAGAAGUGUACAGUUUAGAAAUAGUGAUGACUUCCUCAUGCACCUCUGAAAUAAUCCCACAGAUGCACAAUAGAGAAUACUGGCCUUCCUACAGCAAUUCUGAAACAAUUUGUAAAAGUCUGUAUGGAGAUGGGAUUUACUGGCGGGUACUAUAGGCUCCUUCAGUUCUUUAUCUUAGUCCUGUGGGCACUUUGUCAAGUUCAAACUAUGAAAUUAUAGAUUUUCUUUUUAUCAGGAAAAUAGUCUUUCAGGAUCUCACCUCAGCAUUUUAAUCCCAUUUGGGUUCUAAAUCGCCAUUGUCACUCUUAUGUUACUUUUAUACUGAAGAUCCUUUCCACAUUGAAGCCAUAUUUUUGGAAGGUGGGGGGAAGGUCAUUGGUUUACUGUCCUUUUUGUUUUAACAGCCACUCCCAGUAUGUACUUGUGAAAUUAAAUAAUCUGUUAAAGGUCAAUUACCUUGUCAAAGGUAAUUAAGAAAAAAAUCUGAAACCCACAUCAGUGUGCUGCAGUGAAGCUUCAUUAGGUGGGCUUGGGCAUUACAGAAGAGUAGGCUGGGGGGGUUGUGCUAAAUAAGGAUGAACUUUUUCAAGCAGUUUCUUGAUUGGAACAUGUUUUUGUAGGUCACGAGACCUUUGUAAAACCCACUGACAUGGUUCCAAGUCAUCCUACGCCCGGAUGUUUCCUGGUUUGGUCGUUGCCUGCUGUGGGCUACCGCAGGUCCGUAUAGGCAAAGGCUGCGUCACCAAAGCUGAGUUGGCAGCUAAGCAUGGAUCCAAAACUAGUGUUUUUUCAGGUUUGCCUUUUACAAAGAAACAAAGGGGGGUUUGCUGCAGGUUGCUGUAGUUACGUUACUUGGAGUACAUUUAUUCUUUGCAGAAGCUGCUUCAAGACUUGAGCGUUGUUUGAAUGCCUAACAGGGGAGUUAAAUAAUCCGUGAGGUCUUGCACACAUCCUUGUGGUUCACUGUGAAUAUCAGAGGAGUAAAAUUAAGCAAAUGAAUUUUUAUGAGCAAGCUACAUCAUUUGUUUUGCAAACGGUUAAGGGUAGCACACUGAUUUUGGUGGCGGAUUCGCAUAAAAUGGAUUCCGUAUCUGCUCUCUUAAAACUUUUGUAAUGUAUGAUAUAAUCUCCUUUAAGGGGAGGGCAGUUCUCAAGGGCUAGAAGAUGAACAUUGAGAAAUAUAUCUGGCAUCUAAAGGUAAAUCCUGUCUCACAGAAGAUAUUAUUUCUAGAAAUAAGGUCAUCAGGAUCUGCCUCGAGGAAUCCUGAAAUAAGGGCUUCUAGCUCUGAAUAUUUGACAGCGCAUUACACGCAUAUAUGGGGGUUUUGUACCACAGACAUGUCUAAAUAAAUAGAGAGCUAGUAUAAAAUGUCUAAAAAAAUAAGAAAAGGAAAGAUUUUUUUCUCAGAGAUGAUUGUAAUACUGUUAUAAUACAUAACAUGCAUAGAACUGACAUUAUUAAGCAGGCAGGUCUUUUCUUCUGAAGUCUUCUUUUGGGGAAUUUAAAAUACGUUCUUGUUAAUGUUUAUGCUUUGGCUUUUAUGGAGCAAUUAGGAAACAGAAAUUUUUAUGUUAUCUGAUUUUUGUCUGUGUGAAACUGUAUUUUGAUGGAAUACAAGCAAUGUAUGUGUUUUAAAGAACAAAUGAUUUAGGAGCACAGCUGAAACAAAAUAUGAAGUGAGAAAGAGCCUUAAUUAAGUCCUUUGCGAUGUUAAUUUUUAUACUGUCUGAAUUUUGGCAUUACGUAAGUGAAAUUAACAAACACUUUCUGUGUCUAAAUCAACCAGUCCUGAUGACAGUUCACUUAUUUGCAGUGAAAUAAAUUGUAAUGGUAUUCUAAAUCAUCACUAGUAAUUUAGAUGUAAAGAAGUGCAACAAAACAUUUUGAAGCCCACUAUAUAAUAUGCCUGUUAAGAGCUUCAGAAAAUCUUAUUUUUAUCUCUAGUUUAAACACAAGUUUCAGGAAAUCUUAUGGUCCACUUAUAAAAAGCAAAAAAUGCACUGAACAUCAACUGGUGUAAUAAAGACAGAAAUUGCAUUAAAAACUAUGCAGCAAAAUUACUUGUGUGAAUUAAUGUAUGUAAUCAGUUAACAGUCUUAAACGUAUAUUGUGUCAGUUGGCUAUGUUGUAAACUUAAAACCAUUGAUAUCUAUAUUUAUGCUUUUUUUCUUUUUUUUUUUUUUUAUUGUAAAGAAGUGUGCUGUACAGGCAAUGCCAUGAGACAUGAAUUUGCAAUCUAAGUGCUUUAAACUAAUUUACUGUUCUUCAAAACACAAACUUACCUUGUAAAUUGCAUGUUACAAAUACACAAAUGCUUUUUUAAAGAAAAAAAAAAA